CCCACGCAUGAACCACUCCCCUCCCUCUCCUCGCGCAAGCAUCCUCUCCUCCUACCCUCGCACGCGCUAGGGUUCCUGCGCUGCCGCCACACGGGAGCUUGUCGACCAGCCCAGCGUCCUCCGGAUCGCCGCCGCCCCUCACCUGAUCGCCGCCGUCACCGCCCCGGAUCGCCACCUUCGCUUUCGGAAUCGCUGCAAACGUCUCGUCGCCCCGGAUCGCCGCUAUCACCGGGCCAUGGCGGUGGAGGUCGACGACACUCGGAAGCACAGGGUGGCGGCUUUCCUGGACGACCCCUUCCAGGUGAUGCAGGCGAAGCGGGGCCGGUGCUCACCGUCCGCCACCGCGGACUCGGUCGCCGACCUCGGCAUUAACAUGGAGUUCGACCCCGUCGAGGCGGUCCAGUUCGUCUUCCCCGGCGCCGAUCCGCAGCUUCCGCGGGGCUAUCUCGAAGCGUCGGGAAAUGUCUUGGAUGCUGCCAUCAGAAGCUUCAGGGAUUAUUUGGCAUCGGAUUCAGCAACGACCAAUGCUGGUGCCUCCUCAUCUGGAGUGGCAUCUGAUGUGCCGGUGAUGAAUACUCCAGCCAACAGGAUUGAAUGGGCAGAGCUAAUUGUCAAGGAGAUGUCGUCCGCUUCAGAUCUGAAUCACGCCAGGAAUCGAGUCUUCAGGAUACUUGAAAUGUUCGACAAAUGUGCUGCAAACUACAGUACUCCUGAUGAGGCGCAUAAAUGCGUGAGAUGAAGGGCACGACGGAUGGCGCCGGCGGGAAGGUGAGCAGCGGUGGAGAUAAGCAAGGAAAGGAGUAGUGUGAGGCGGUUGGCGGUGUUGAAGAGGAUGAGAGGGCCGCACACUCGGUGCCAUGCUACUGGAGGGCCCGCUGCUGGAGGACGUCCUAGGGAUUUUUGGAUCAAUGACAGUAACAUUGGCGACACAGAUAUCUUCUUCCAUCUCUGGAUCCUGAAUCUACAGUUCUGUAAUCAUCAAAUACACGCAGUAGCGAUGGUACAAUUGCAUGGUUGUGACUGCCGACCAGUACACGAGUGGGGCUGCCGUUCUCCUACCGGUAAUCAGCUGCUCCAGUGCCACCGCAUAUAUACUCCGAUGAGUAUCCUUGAUAUCUUCCCUCCACAUUGCAUCUAAUGACACACUUCCACAUUGCAUCUGAUGACACACUUCCAACUGGAAUAUAUCAAUUACAUACCAUGGUCAUAAGUGUCACACUUCCAACUUAGGACAUGUCAUGAUGAUGUGCUUUUUGGUUAUCCUAGGACUUACAAAAACAUGUCAUCUGAUCUGUUCCCCUUCGGUACAUUAGAUGUUAUAGGUCAUCUGUUGAGCGGUUAUAAUGACUUCUUCUUUGGGUAAGUCUAUGCUAAAAUAUAUGCAGAUUUCCUCUCAAAACUAUCUACCAGUCAUAUUGUUAAGGGAGGAUCCAAUCUAUUACUUUGAAUUUAAGCUAUCACAUUUAUCAUAUAGUAUUUAAUAUUGGUAGAAGAUUAAAUUAUUGACAUGACUUUAAUUGAAAAUUUUAGGUGAAAUUUGAAACUUCCCUUGAGAGAUGCUAAAGUACUAUUUAUUUGACCGGUUUGGUGUACAUUGACCUUUACCGCCUGAAUGUUAUGAAUUAUAUUCGUGGUGGAUGAUAUGAAUGUUGGGGAGGUGAUGGAGAAGUAUGGCAAGGAACUUGUGAAGGCUGAGGGCAUGGAGAAGAAGGGGAGAAUCUAAGUGGGAGGCUGACAUUAGCGAAGGAGAAGGCUAGAUGAGUGUUGGCAUUGGCCGACAAUGGGUCAUUGCAGAUGGCAUUCACUGAAUUACUCAAGGAAUUGAAGCUCCCAAAAUGAUCAAAUAAAUAAGAUAGCAAUGAGACAUAGAAUGUUGUGUUAUUAAUUAUCUUUGUCCUCAAAAAGGAUGUCGUGAUAGUAGUCGUGCUUUGCCUAUAAGUUGCUUCAACAACUAUAUUCUUGAAA
Triticum dicoccoides is the source of this 1965-nucleotide messenger RNA. RefSeq lists its product as uncharacterized. The coding region runs from base 236 to 739 and encodes 167 amino acids. Lineage: Eukaryota; Viridiplantae; Streptophyta; Magnoliopsida; Poales; Poaceae. The record is from RefSeq and is a predicted model, not a curated record. The transcript is spliced from 4 exons.